AUUUACAAUCAUCAACACAGCCUGGAAAGUUUUCACAUUACCAUUGCCUCUUUUAGAUUAAAGGACUAAUUGACUUUGUCAAAUUUAAUGUUAAGAGCAUCACAAUCAUCAAUAACUGGACAGAAUUUUUCUCAUCACCCAGUUGUAUUACUUCCUACUGGAGGGUAUGAGAUCGACUGAAAGUCAAUACAAAAGCUUAUCCUCCAUUUUUUAUCUUUGUGAUUUCUAACAGUCUAGAAAUGGAAAAUGUUGUGGCACCUUUAAUGAGCUUUAGUGAAAGUUUAUACUCAUCAAUAGCUAAAAGGGUAGAUCAUGUAAAAAAUUUCAACCAGAGAAUUCAAGAAAUGGUGAUUAAACUUGAGGAGCUCAAGGAUAAAAGAGAUGACUUGAAGAAAGAGAUCGAGCAAGCCGAGUUAGGUGGAUUGAUGAGCACUAAACAAGUAAAAGGAUGGCUAGAUAAUGUGGAGAAAACAGAAGCUGAAGCACAUUUGAUCCUUGCACAACCAAUAAUGCAGCAAGGGAUGUGCUGCAAAAAACCAAGUUGUUCUUCUAGAUACAGGCUCAGCAAGAAAGCCCUGCAGAAGGAAAGAGAAAUCAGUGACCUGAUCACCAAAAAGGCCAGCUUGGAUGUGGCUGUGCGGGACUUGCUGCGUAUUGAUCCGAAACCGUGUGUGCCUACUGUAGGCUUGAAUGCAGCAAUGGUAGUGGCACUUGAAACCAUUGCAGAUGAUGAAGCUCAAAUGAUAGGAAUUUAUGGUUUGGGUGGAGUAGGGAAGACAACGCUCUUGAAGAAGAUUAACAAUGAGUAUAUAUCAAGAACGAAUGAAUUUGAGGCGGUGAUAUGGGUGACAGUUUCUAAGGAUUUUAAUCAGGAAAGGAUACAACGCGUUCUUAUCUCAAGGUUGGGUUUGUCUGUGGAUGCUGCAGAAAGCCAGGAGAUGCUUACUUCGAGGAUAUAUAACUUUUUGAGGAGGAUUAAGUUCUUACUCCUGCUUGAUGAUGUGUGGCGAAGACUGGAUCUUGAAAAUAUAGGAAUACCUUUGCCUGAUGAGAGAAAUAAAUGCAAAGUGGUAUUCACAGCGUGCUCUGAAGAUGUUUGCAGUGACAUGGAUGCAAAUAAGAAGCUAAAAGUUGACUUCUUGAGUGAAGAGUAUUCAUGGUGCCUGUUCAGUGAGAAGGCGGGAGGGAUGGAUGUUGUGAAUUCAGAUCAUAUAAAGCCUCAUGCUGAAGCAAUUGUUAAAAGAUGUGGGGGUCUGCCACUUGCCCUUAUAACUGUCGGAAGGGCUAUGGCGAACAUGAAGACAGAAAAGGAAUGGGAGCAUGUAGUUGAAGUACUCAGCAAUGCUGCAUCAGAAAUCCGAGGUAUGGAGGAUGUUUUUACAAUAUUAAAGUUUAGUUACGACAGUCUGCAAGAUGAUACAUUGAAGAUGUGUUUCUUGUAUUGUGCAUUGUUUCCUGAGGACUAUCCUCUUGAGAAAGAGCAGCUUAUAGAUUAUUGGAUUGGGGAAGGAUUUUUAGAUGGUUCGAAUGUAUAUAGCCUUCAUAACAAGGGGCACGCGAUCAUUGGUUCUUUGAAGGUUACGUGCUUGCUAGAAACUGGCGAAGAUGACACCCAGAUAAAGAUGCAUGACAUUGUACGUAGCUUUGCCUUAUGGAUCGCAUCUAACAGAGGUCAGAACGUGGAGAAGGCUGUGGUACAAGGUUGCAAUGGACUACUAGAAUUACCAAGUGUCGAAAAAUGGGAUAAGGUAGAGAGGGCUUCGUUGCUGGGUAAUGAGAUAACCACCCUAUCAGCAGGGCUUGUCUGUCCUAACUUGUCAACCUUGUUGCUCCAUUGGAAUCGUAGUUUGAGCAAAAUCUCUAAUGAUUUUUUGCAACAUAUGCCAACUCUUAAGGUACUUGACUUAUCAGUAACGAGCAUCAGAGAACUCCCAGCGAGUGUUGGUCAACUAGUUGAAUUACGUUAUCUUGAUUUAUCAAGGACCAAGAUAGCUGCACUCCCACAAGAGUUAGGACAUCUAUCAAAGUUAAGGCACUUGGAUUUGCAACGAACUGAUUCACUGAAAAAAAUCCCUAGGGAGGCAAUAUUAGGACUUCGAAACCUGAGGGUCCUAAAUAUGUAUUACAGUUAUGGGGAAUGGGAAAUAUCACAUUGUGAGGUUGAAAGGCAGAUCAAAUUUCUGGACCUGCAAGAGUUGACACACCUAACUGCUCUUGGGAUUACAAUGACUGAAUUUUCUGCAUUGAUGAAGCUAUCUAACUUCUACCAUAUACUAGACUGUAUUGAGUAUCUUUUUAUCAAAGGAUGCGAAGGAUUAGUUUAUCUGAUGGUAGCCACUGAAUAUGGUGGUGGUGAAAGAUUAAGACGACUAAACAUCUAUGACUGCACCACUUUAAAAGAGAUAGACAUAGGUUGUGAAAGUGGAAAGGAUUGGCUUCCAAGCCUUGAGGUUCUAUCAUUACAUAACCUCCCCAACUUGACCACCAUCUGGAGGAACUCUGUAUCGCCAAAAUCUCACAGAAAUCUCCGCUUUAUCAAUAUAUGGUACUGCCACAAGUUGAAGAACGUCUCCUGGAUCAUCCAACUCCCGAGGCUUGAGAAAAUGUAUCUGUUUUAUUGUGAUGAAAUGGAAGAGAUUAUAGGAGAAAGUGAUGCAACAGAAGGAGCAUUGGAGCUACAAUUUCCUAGGCUUCAGACUAUAUCUUUUAGAGGCCUCCCUAGAUUGAGAAGUAUAUCUAAAGUGGCAAUAUCUUUCCCUAAACUGCAAACAUUAGCUCAUAUUGAUUGUCCACAGCUGAGGAAGUUACCAUCUACAGGAUAUGGUUUGUCAGAUUUACCAAUAGUGUACUGUAGUAGGGAAUGGUGGGAGAACUUAGAAUGGGAAGAUGUUGCUUCUAGCUCAACUUUACAUCCCCAAUUUAUAGCUAAUUGAUUCGAUAUUGUGGCUUUGAUUGUGAAUCAGGAACCGGAUUUCUAAAAACUGUUCUUGUCCUUCCUUCCCAGUUGAAUUGAAACUAUAGUAAUUGUAUUA
Messenger RNA from Beta vulgaris subsp. vulgaris (sugar beet), 3032 nucleotides. RefSeq names its product disease resistance protein RPS2. The transcript has a single exon. Gene Ontology annotation, molecular function: ATP hydrolysis activity; ADP binding; protein binding. Bases 240 to 2933 code for a protein of 897 amino acids. The record is from RefSeq and is a predicted model, not a curated record. Lineage: Eukaryota; Viridiplantae; Streptophyta; Magnoliopsida; Caryophyllales; Amaranthaceae.